GGCGGCAUGCAUGAUUUUCAUACAAAGUAGGUUUUUGUUUUUUCCGUGCGUGCGAUUUUUCUCCGUGCAUGAUAUAUUACACUCUUCACCUGAAACUAACUUUGGGGAGGCGAGUUUUAGGUAGAGAGUGUAUAGUUCGGGAACUAUUAGACACAAAUAAAGGCGAAUCCCUAAAAAAAAUAUUUUUUUAAGAUAUUUUAAUUUUUGUCUAGAAAAUUAACAAAAACUACCUAAAAUGUCUGGUAGGCCAAUAAAAUGUGUGGUCGUGGGCGAUGGAACAGUCGGAAAAACAUGUAUGCUAAUAUCAUUGACAACUGACAGUUUUCCAAGUGAAUACGUGCCAACAGUUUUCGACAAUUAUUCCGCACCUAUGGUCGUUGACGGUGUUCAAGUUUCAGUAGGACUUUGGGAUACUGCCGGCCAAGAAGACUACGAUAGACUCAGACCACUUAGUUAUCCACAAACAGACGUUUUCCUCAUUUGUUUCAGUGUUGCAAGCCCUUCCUCAUUCGAAAAUGUUACAUCAAAAUGGUAUCCAGAACUGAAGCAUCACUGCCCUGAAGCUCCAAUUAUACUCGUUGGUACCAAAAUAGAUUUAAGAGAUGAUAGAGAAACAUUAAGUGCAUUAGCAGAACAAGGAUUGAGUCCUUGUAAAAGAGAACAAGGGCAAAAGUUAGCAAAUAAGAUAAGAGCUGUCAAAUACAUGGAAUGCUCGGCUUUGACUCAAAGAGGACUGAAGCAAGUAUUUGAUGAAGCAGUUCGAGCAGUUCUGCGACCAGAGCCAAUUAAAAGGCGCCAAAGAAAAUGCAUUGUAAUGUAGACAUUUAUAUUUUCAUCGUAAUACUCAUCAUCAAGAACUAGCAGGAAAAACAGUUGAAGCAUUCACCAAAACUUUUUUUUGUGACAUUUUUUUAAUAAUUGACUCAAUUUGAAGUUAGCAACAGAACCUUAUUUAAAAUCAUACCAAUAUGUGUGAUGUUUGUCUAGCUUACGUUUACAUCACUUCUAAUUUACUCCAAUUGUGACUUAUAGAUUAUAAGUCGUUGUAUCCUUAAAAUAUAUCAAAAGAAUCUGUGACAGUGAUUCUCAAACUACGUUAAAUGAAACAUUUGCAGAUGUGAUCAAAAUUUUUGAAAAAUCUUCGAUCGCUUAAGUCAAGUUUUUAAUGAAAAUUUCCUUAAAAGUCUGUGGAAGAAGUUUGAGAGUCACUGGCGAUUGGACAAAUUUCUCACUUUGAUGCCAUAAAAUCAAUCAAAAAUCUUUCUUUUGUUAUCUCCAAUAUUUUCAUGAUUAUCAACAAUGAUCAAAUAUUAAUUAUAAUUUAUUACCUUACCUUUCUUUUUAAUGGGAAUGAGAUUCAUGAAGUCUUUGAUAUUGAGUAACAUGAAUAUUGAAUUCUUCCCAAUUCUUUAAAUUUUCUCUCUUUCUUUAAAAUAAAAGCUUCAAAACUUCGCAUAUCGUCAAUGGCCAUAUUUAGAAACAUAAGCAAAGAAGGUUCUUUUCAAUUAAUUUAUUUUCGUGAAACUUAUGAGCCAUGACCAUUUAUCUAGUUAAAGAAAAUUACGCAAUUCAUUAAAAACUCACAUGAAACUUGUAACAAAAGGCUCAAAAAAUAUUAAAGAAUUAUUUGUUUUUAAUUAAAUAUUGCUAAACUUUAUUAUAGAUUCAUUUUUUUUUUCUAUUCUCAAAAGCAUUUUAUCUAACAUUAUGAAGCCGUAAAAGUUUUCUCAGAGUCUGAAAAUUUUAUAGAAAUUAUCAACGAAUCUCUUUUUGAAGAAAUUAUAAAUUCAGUAAUGAAAAUAAUUUGCGAUUUGAUGUUUGUUCAGAUGAAAAAUGCUGAUUUUUGAUUUAGAUAAGACAAAAAUAAAAUAUCAUGAACUGACAAAUAAGAAAGCUUUCUCAUUUCGAUGUAAAGCUGUUUAUGAAUUAAUGGAAUCUAAUUUUUACUGCAUUUACAAUCUGUUACAAUCUCAUUUUUUUUUAUUCAAUGCUUUUUUUCUAAUGAUACUAACAGCUAAUGUUUAUUGUGAAAAAUGAAAAUAAAACAAUUGAUUUUAACUAAAAAAAGUUUUGAAGUUAAUUCUAUCAAAUUUACAACUAACGAGCAAUUUC
Messenger RNA from Clunio marinus, 2112 nucleotides. The record is from the annotation of a GenBank genome assembly. Lineage: Eukaryota; Metazoa; Arthropoda; Insecta; Diptera; Chironomidae.